Molecule: messenger RNA, 1994 nt
Organism: Tachysurus vachellii
Lineage: Eukaryota; Metazoa; Chordata; Actinopteri; Siluriformes; Bagridae
Gene: surf4
Product: surfeit 4
Exons: 6
Coding region: 205-1014 (269 amino acids)
Biological process (GO): Golgi organization
Cellular component (GO): endoplasmic reticulum; endoplasmic reticulum-Golgi intermediate compartment; membrane
Source: RefSeq, a predicted model, not a curated record
GCACGCAGACUUCGGUACACGUGGCACGCACAGAGGGUCCGUCUUAUCACGUCGUAUCGUAGCGGCGCGCGCGGGAUUGUGGGACGGCGGCGGCCUUCACGGACAGGCGGGGGGGGAAAUAUAUAACUGUCUAAAAUAAGAGGGAGAAAAACCAAAACAACAGAUUUUACUCUAACAGCUGUGUGUAAACGGAACUGACAAGCCAUGGGGCAGGAGGAUAUAAUGAGCACGGCGGAGGAUGUCGCUGAUCAGUUCCUCAGAGUGACGAAACAGUACUUGCCUCACCUGGCGCGCCUGUGUCUCAUCAGCACCUUCCUGGAGGACGGCAUCCGCAUGUGGUUCCAGUGGUACGAACAGAGAGACUACAUCGAAGCCACAUGGAGCUGCGGCUACUUCCUGGCCACGUGCUUUGUGCUGCUUAACCUUUUAGGACAGCUGGGCGGCUGCGUCCUUGUUCUCAGUAGAAAUUUUGUACAGUAUGCUUGCUUUGGAUUAUUUGGCAUUAUUGCGCUACAGACUGUUGCCUACAGUAUCCUAUGGGAUCUGAAGUUUUUGAUGAGGAACAUGGCUCUGGGAGGUGGACUGCUGCUACUGUUAGCCGAGUCACGCUCUGAGGGGAAGAGCAUGUUCGCCGGCGUGCCUACGAUGGGUGAGAGCUCCCCAAAGCAGUACAUGCAGCUCGGUGGCCGUGUGCUCCUCGUUCUCAUGUUCAUGACUCUGCUGCACUUCGAUUCCAGUUUCUUCUCGAUCCUGCAGAACAUGGUGGGCACGGCCCUCAUCAUCCUGGUGGCCAUCGGCUUCAAGACCAAGUUGGCGGCUCUCACCUUGGUGGUGUGGCUCAUGGCCAUCAACGUCUACUUCAACGCCUUCUGGACGGUGCCUGCCUACAAGCCCAUGCACGACUUCCUCAAAUACGAUUUCUUCCAGACUACGUCAGUCGUCGGCGGCCUGCUGCUAGUAGUGGCUCUCGGGCCCGGGGGCGUAUCUAUGGACGAGAAGAAGAAGGAGUGGUAAAGAGAGUCCGUCUCCUUACACAGGGAAAAACAAACAAACAAACAAAUCCACUGCCCAGGACAUAAGGACCCGCAAAAUCUUAAAACAAUACAACAUGAAGCCACCUCCAUUUUCUCUCUCUCUCUCUCUUUCGCUCACUUCCCUUUUUUGUUUUGUUUUGUUUUUACAAAUUCACCACGAUGACAUGAGUUUUUAAGAUGCCUUGUCAUGUCCUACUAUAAAUCCUGAAUGCUAAUGAACUGCCUGAGUUGAUUCAUGUUUUUUUUUGUUUGUUUUUUUGUUUGUUUGUUUUUCCCUUCCCCUCUGUCACGGUUUGCCGACUGCUGUCUUCGUAGCAUUAUAAACGUAUUCCUGUCGGGAUGCUUCACUUAUCAUGUGCAUUGCUAUAUGGAUGUUGUUUUUAAAACACUUGAGAAAUAGCUGUGAAUGUGUCCGCAUAUAGACUCUGUGAAACGACAGUAAUUUAGGUCUCCAACUGAAGGUUUUUUUUUUCCGAAUGCGACCGAGUAUUCGAACCGGCACCGCUAUUUGUUUAUGGUGCAGCUCUCUCAAAUCAACCCAAGUGUCAAAUCAAAUGGCUCUUUGUUUUAAGAGCGCGCAGGGUUUCCUAACGCCGCUCGUGGUGCCGAAGGGGGAUUCGUUGUGUAUAAACCACCCUACAGAAUAAAAAGGUGGAAGUACAGCACCUUCUGGCUGCUCUAUUUUUUACACUAGCGGACUGUGUACUGUACCUUAGCUUGCAUCCAGGCAGUAAACAGACAUGCAGUUUAUACAAGCAAGCAAACAAAGAAAUAAACACUAUUUUACACACCUGCACAAGUGGAAUAGGUCGAAGACGGUCUGUUAUUUCACCCAAGCUUUGUCUCGAUCUGUGUUUUUGCUGUUGUCAAAAUAACACAUUGAUUUACUUGAGUUUAUAGUUUUUUUUGUUAUUUACUUUUGUUUUCAGGUGGAGAAAAAAAAUAAAAGCAAAAAAGUUA